Molecule: messenger RNA, 3593 nt
Organism: Alligator mississippiensis (American alligator)
Lineage: Eukaryota; Metazoa; Chordata; Crocodylia; Alligatoridae
Gene: ITIH6
Product: inter-alpha-trypsin inhibitor heavy chain family member 6
Exons: 14
Coding region: 21-3206 (1061 amino acids)
Biological process (GO): hyaluronan metabolic process
Molecular function (GO): serine-type endopeptidase inhibitor activity
Source: RefSeq, a predicted model, not a curated record
GCCCAGGCAGGAGCAGGACCAUGGAGCCGGUGUCCAGUACCUGCUGCUGCCUCCUGCUGCUGGGGCUGGCAGCUCUUAUUCCCCCAGGGUGCCCCCUGCCCUGGGAGGCCCUGAAGCGUCCAAUCAGAGCUAUCCAUGCCCAGCUCCCUGUGUCCAGCUUCCAUAUCAACUCCACCAUCAUGUCACGCUAUGCAAUCACACGUGUCCGAGCCGUGUUGAACAACCCCCAUGCUGAGGCCCAGGCAGCUGCCUUCGACCUGGACCUGCCCAGCACUGCCUUCAUCUCCAACUUCAGCAUCACCGUCAAUGGCCGUGUCCAUGUAGCCGAGGUGAAGGAGAAGCAGGAGGCCAAGCAGCUGUAUGAGGCAGCACGUCGCCGUGGCCAGACUGCUGCCCACGUGGGUACCCGGUACCGAGAUAUGGAGAAAUUCCAGGUGUGGGCCAGCGUUUUGCCCAGCGGGACUGUGACCUUUGAGCUAAGCUAUGAGGAGCUGCUGCAGCGCCAGCAGGGCCAGUACCAGCAGGCGCUCAGCAUCCGGCCUGGCGCUGUGGUGACUGACCUAGCUGUGAACAUCCAGGUGGCUGAGCCUGCUGGUCUUGCCUACCUCCGUGUGCUGCCCCUGCGCACCAGCCGCCUGCUCACCAACGCCAUCAGUGGGGAUGCUGACCUACCACCCUCCACCAGGGUGGAGAAGGGGCCCCACUGUGCCCAGGUGGUCUUCACCCCCACACGCGAAGAGCAGGUGACUUUCUCCAGCACUGGCAUUGCUGCUGACUUUGUGCUUCAGUAUGACGUGGCUAUGCCUGAUGUCGCCGGUGACCUGCAGCUCUAUGAUGGCUACUUCGUGCACUUCUUUGCACCCCGCGGGCUGCCCCCUAUCCGCAAGCAUGUUGUCUUCGUCAUUGACAUCAGCGGCUCCAUGGCUGGCACCAAGAUGGAGCAGACCAAGCAGGCCAUGCAGGUGAUCCUGGGGGACCUGCACCUUGAGGACUUGUUCAACAUUGUGGCCUUCUCAGAGGUGGCACAUGUGUGGCAGCCUAGUGGCUCUGUGCCUCCUUCAGCUGCCCACCUCCACGCCGCCAUUGACUAUGUCAACCAGCUAGAGGCCAAAGGAUGGACUGAUAUCCACCAGGCCCUGCUGACAGCCGCCUCCCUCUUCCCCCUACCCUCCUCCUCCAGCCUGGCCCCUCAGCAUUUCCCCCUGCUCCUCUUCCUCACGGAUGGCGAGGCCACGGCUGGUGUUACCUCAGCUCCCCGCAUUCUGGCUGCUGCCCGCCAGGCAUUGGGGGGAGCCACCGUGGCUCUCUUUGGGCUGGCCUUUGGGGCUGAUGCUGACUUUGGCCUCCUUCACCACCUGGCUCUGGACAACCGUGGCCUGGCCCAGCGGGUCCAUGAGGAUACCGACGCCACCCUGCAGUUGGCUGGCUUCUACAACACUGUGGCCGCCCCCCUACUAGCUGACGUGGCCCUGUCCUACCUCCCUGCUGGUGUCUCUCAGCCUGCCUCUCAUGCCCUCUUCCCCCACUACUUCCAAGGGGCUGAGCUGGUGGUAGCCGGGCGGGUGCCACCGGAGGCCUCAGAGCUCCAGGUUGGAGCCACGGGGAUAGGCCGUUUGGGGCCUGUGGCCCUAGAGACCCAGGCAGCUGGGGGGAACCUCACACAGCCCCUGGGCUGCUCUGCGGGGCCCAGCAAUGUAGGCAGCUUUGUGAGGCGCCUCUGGGCCUACUUCACUGUGCAGAAGCUGCUGGAGGCACGGGUGCGGGCUGACGAUGCGGGAGCCCGGAGGCUGCUGGCUCAAAAGGCCACCAGCCUGGCCCUGGACUAUGGCUUCGUCACCCCCGUCACUUCCCUGGUGGUGGUAAUGCCUGAGGAGGACAAGGAGGGGGAGGCCCCAGCCCCCACUUUAGUAACCAGGAAGGCCCACAAUCCUUCCUUGGUAGCCACAGUUGCUCGGGACCUCUCAGUAGCCACAGUAACCCCUAACCCCUCCUCGGUAUCCUCAAACCCCUCCUUGGUAGCCUCACUGGCACUGGCCCCCUCCUCCAUGGCACCUGUCCUAGGGGGCAUCUCAGUGCCCACAGACUCUGGGCAGGUACCCACAGAGGAACCAGACCCCAUUGUGCCAAGGCCUGGGACCCCCACAGCUCCCAGUCCCCUGGGCAUGAAUGAAACCCAGAUGUCCAGGAAAAAGUCGGGGCCCUUCUCCUGGCCCACAGCCCAGCCAUGGGCAGAGGCACGGGGCUCCGGCGACACCAUCAUCCGGCUGCUGCCCCCUGACACAGAGCUGGCAGUCCCAGAGGACACUGAUGGCAGGUUCGAAGAGUCCCUUGAUCCCCCACCGAUCUACAGCGUCAUGGUAGCUAAUAGGGAGGCAGGUGCCCCAGAUGAUGAAGAUGUUGCAGCCCAGGCCAGGUUCUUCACCUUCUCCUCUUCAGUGGAUGGAGACCCCCACUUUGUAGCCCAGCUGCCGGGUGCAGCUGCCCCUCUCUGCUUCACACUGGAUGGGCACGCAGGGGACACCCUGGACCUGCUCACAGACCCUCAGAGUGGGCUGACAGUAAGGGGCCAGCUGGUGGGUGCUCCCCCUUGGCCAGGUGCACCAGAGCGAACACGCACCUUCUUGGGCGCAGUGACGGUGGCACUAGGGAGGAUGCAGGUUCAUGCUACACCUGCUGGGCUGGUGCUGAAGGGACCUGGGGAAGCCCAAUGGCUGCCCUGGGGGGCCCCAGGCCCUGCCCCCAACCCAGGCCUUAAGCCUGGGCUGGGGUUGCAGGUACGGGGGGCCACAGCAGUGCUGAGACUGGCCCCACGCCUGGCGCUGGUCGUGCGGUAUCACCACUACCCACAGCCCCGGCUCUUGCAGCGUGACCACCUGGGGUUUUACGUGUCUGAUGGGCGUGGGCUGUCACCAAGGGCCCAUGGCCUGCUGGGCCAGCUUCGGAAGGGCGAUAUCUGGCUGCGGCAGGGGCCGGGGCCGGGGGCGUGGCUGUGUCGGGGUGGGGCCGCCGUGCCUGCCAGGCUGGUCACCAAGCUGCUGCCGGGCCUCGCCCCCCGGCCCCGCCCCGCCCCCUGCUGGCUGGUGAGGCCCCGCGAUGCAGCUGCCCUGCUGGGCGGAGCCUACGACGACUUCCUGGCCACGCCCAGGCUGCCAGAGGGGGCGGGGCUGCCACUUAAAGUGGAAACGUCCUAUGGAGCCAAGAUUUAAGGUGGAACCUUUCUGUGUUGUUUGUAUUUAAGGUAGAAUCUUGCCCCUCCCCCAAGAUUUAGGAUGGACUCCCCCACCCCCAGCCCCGAUUUAAGGUGGAAUCUUCCCCUUGGAUUUAAGAUGAAAUCGCCUUGCUUUUGAGAUGGGAUCUUCCUCCCCCCCAUACCAGCUCGGAUUUAAGAUACAGGUUUCCCUUGCUUUAUGCCAGUUAUGUAUGUGCAAAUUCACUCGUAUACAAUGACCCUUUUUACACCAAAAUCUGUUACAUGCAAAGUAAAUUUACUCUUAAGCAAUCGUGUGGUGGAAGCCCACAGUCAACUGCUCUGUGCCAUGCGUUGUGGGAGUGAUAUGCAUCAAAAUAUAGUCUCUGUGUAUCUGUGCUCCUCA